Nymphaea colorata (pocket water lily) is the source of this 1700-nucleotide messenger RNA. Its product is annotated as cytidine deaminase 1-like. The record is from RefSeq and is a predicted model, not a curated record. Bases 573 to 1508 code for a protein of 311 amino acids. NCBI's taxonomy places the organism in Eukaryota, Viridiplantae, Streptophyta, Magnoliopsida, Nymphaeales, Nymphaeaceae. Gene Ontology annotation, molecular function: cytidine deaminase activity; zinc ion binding. The transcript has a single exon. Gene Ontology annotation, cellular component: cytosol.
AUCAGCUGACACAGGGCACUCUACCUUCCCUAUUUUUCUUUAUAAUGCCGUAGAUGGCGUUCCAGUCGUAGUAAAGAACUUGAUUCAAGCACCUAGAAGGAUGGAUCAUCACAUUUGAAGAAGAAUGAAAGAAACAGGAAAAAUUUUCCCCACCAAAAUUUUGCCACAAAAGACGACGAAGAAGAAAGUCUCGAGCGUUUUUGCACCAGGUAACAGGUCAAAAUUUGAGGGAACUGACUGAGCGAUAAAAAGUUUCAGAGAUCAGAAGACGACGAGGGAAGCCCCGUGGGACCAAUCGGGAUAAAGGAGGGAGAGAGAGAGACGCCAUUAAUGGAGACGCCAUCGAUCUCUAUCCGGAGUUUGCGUAUAGAAUACCGAAGGAAGUUGGGGAGGGUGGCCUCCUUGCUCCUCGUGAUGCGGAGGAGCAACCCGUCGUGGGUUCUCUCUCCAUUUCUCUGCUUCUCCAGCUAAAUUGGCAUUUGCUUCUCUCCUAUUUAUACCUUUCUCCCAAACUGCAUGCGCCCACCACGCGCCGAGCCCAAGGUUUGCAGAGAUUAGGGGCUGAAGCUCACAUGGCGAGCGUGUUCGUGAUCGAGCGCGAGGAAGUGGAGUCGCUGGGGAAGAAGACGAGGCUCACGACCCUACAGCUGCUGGCCUCCCUCGUCCCCCAAGCCAAGUCCAAGGCCCGACCCCCCGUCUCCAACUACCGGGUCGGCGCGGUGGGCCUCGGAGCCAGCGGCCGCAUCUUCUUCGGCGUCAACCUCGAGUUCCCUGGCCUCCCUCUCAGCCAAUCCGUCCACGCCGAGCAGUUCCUCGUCGCCAACGCCGCCCUCCACGGCGAGUCCGCCCUCACCCACAUCGCCGUCUCCACCACCCCCUGCGGCCACUGCCGCCAGUUCCUCCAGGAGAUCCGCUCCGCCCCGGAGAUCAGCGUCCUCGUCACCGGAGACGGCGACACCGACGGUUCCGCUCACCCGGAUCCCGGCCCCGACGAUUUCCGCCGCAUCGCCUUUUUCCUCCCCCACCGGUUCGGCCCCCGCGACCUCCUCCACGGAGACGUCCCGCUCCUCCUCGAGAACCGGAACAACCGGCUCGCAAUCGCCUCCUCCGCCGCCGACUCCCUGCCGGUUGAGGAUCGCGACCUCCUGCACUCCGCCCUCCGGGCAGCGAACCGCUCCCACGCGCCGUACAGCGGCUGCCCCUCAGCAGUGGCGCUGAGGGCGAAGGGCGGGAGGGUGUUCGCGGGGUCGUACAUCGAGUCCGCGGCCCACAACCCGGGCCUCCACCCGAUUCAGGCAGCGCUGGUGGCGUUCGUGGCCGGCGGCGGCGGAGGGUACGAGGAGAUAGAGAGGGCGGUGCUGGUGGAGAGGAAGGGGGCGGUGGUGGCGCAGGAGGGCGUCGUCCGUCUGGUACUGGCCAGCGUGGCGCCGACCUGCUCCUUCUCCGUCGUUCACUGCCAGCCGCAAAUCAGCGUCGAUGGUGACGGCGACGCUCUCAACCACAACUGAACAAGUGGUGCCUCUUUGUCAUUGAUUUGAUUGAUUGUCCCUUCCCUCCUCCCUUCUUCUUCCUCCCCAUCCUCUCUACUUUUCAACAUAUCUUAUGACUAUCAUAAAAAAUGUCACUUGUCAUAUAUUAUAAUAGCAAGCCAUGUACCAAGACUAGGCCAAUUUGUUGGAACUUUUCCUUUUUUUUUUCCA